Molecule: messenger RNA, 3449 nt
Organism: Notodromas monacha
Lineage: Eukaryota; Metazoa; Arthropoda; Ostracoda; Podocopida; Cyprididae
Source: the annotation of a GenBank genome assembly
UCGUCGGAAUCCAAGGUGGUGCAGAUGAUUUACUGCCUGCGCCCGCAGUACACGUUCCCGGCGCGCAAAAGCCCGCCUCCGCUGCUGGGCAUGGCCGGCAUUGCCAUCGGUCUCCCGCCGCCUUCCGUGCACGAGGUCCGCCUGGAAAACGAGUCCUUCGUCGCCAGACUCGGCUUCGACUUUAGGAUCGCCCACUGCGAGGCCAAGGUGGCCGAGUUGCUGGAUUACGCACCAGACGAGCUGACUGGGAAAUGCUUGUACACCUUGUGCCACGCGGAAGAUGUGAACGUACUUCGGAAAUGUCACCUAGAUUUGAUUGCCAAAGGACAAAUUCUCACCCCAUAUUACCGAAUCCUGAACAAAAACGGCGGCUUUACCUGGGUUCAAACCUGCGCCACGGUUAUUUGCAAUGCCAAAAGUUCUGAGGAGCAGAACAUCAUUUGCAUCAACAAUGUGAUAAGUGCCUGUGAAUUCGAGAAUUUCAUAAUGGACAUGUGCCAAUUGCACACAUGUCCGGAAACUCGUCAGACGUCGAAUGCUGGCGACAGUUAUUCAUUGCUUGUUCCAAAGAGAGAAUCUUCGACACCUGCGAUGGACAAUGCUGCUCAUGAAAGUGCGACGGAUGCGUCGGAUGAAACUGAAGCCGAUCUCUCAAAGUCUUCUUUGUCACCGAGCCGAGAUUCCUUGAUAUCCCAGCAUAGUGAUCAUGGGGCAAUUAGCCCCAGCAGUGGCCUCUCAAGACUUCAUCGACAGUCAGCCGAUGAUGAGCGAGGAAAACCCGACUGCACCAGGCGUGGGAAAAAACGAGGGCUGAUGAACCCCUCCUCGUCUCUCGCCAACGGUUUGGGCCAUUCUCCAAACAGCAACUGCAAAAGAAAACUCGGAGAACCCGGCGUGGACUCAGAUCCCAUGCAGUCCACGGAUUCCAUUGUGGAAAGCCCCCACACGCAAGAUCAGUCGUCAGACGUCAUCAUGGCGGCGUCCACAGAGUCGCCUUCAGGUGGGACGAUUCUUCCUGCUGAUGAAGACUCAACCAGACCAAAUUCCACAGAUGAUGAUGGAGGUGCAGCAGCCAAAGCCAUGCAGUGGACAGCCUCCAAACUGCUGCCCUUGGAUGGCCGUCGGUCCUCGUCGACCCACCCUCACGAAGACGACCGGAUGUUGCACCAGCACCUGCCCCACGACCAGUUCGUGUCGUCAAUAUCGUAUUUUCCUUGUUCCCCAACACAGCACGACUUCUCGAAUCGACACUUGGAGGCGUCGAUGGGUGGCGGGGAUUUGCACCAGCAGCACGGGUUCCGAGGCCAGGGCAAGCUGGUGCCCGCCGACGGGUACCCCGCAGAGUCACCAGUGCAGACCGGGAUCGUUUAUUCCGACUACACGACUGCCAACACGUCGCCGAGUUCCGUGUCACCCACGGGAACGAACCCGGGUUCUGGACGGACCAACAAGCUUUACAGGGGCACGUCGCUGCUCGACGCUCACGAACCGUUGUCUAGGCAACACCAUCAGUAUUUGGCCGCCGCCGUGGCGGCGGCAGCGACGGCGGACCACGCAGUGGGUUUCCUGCCAGGCGCCAAGCACCACGCAUUCGGUCCAGCCGACGACCUGGACCCGCUGCAAGGAUCUCCGCCUGCGGCCAGCAGGUCGCAGCACCUGGCCCCUGCACCGGGCCACCACUACACGGCCAACUUGACCUCGCCGGCCGGGUUCCAGGUCUACCACAAGUCUGCCAGUGAUGAGUUCCACGGCGUCUUGCCGAGCCUCAAAAACGCCGGGGGCAACUGCUGGUUCCCACCAACGUCGUGAUGAUCGUAUAGCGCUGCCAUCUAUGAUUCUUUUUUUUUUUCUUGUGGAGCACGAUUCUGCGUUUCUCAGCCUCAUAUGGAGAGGAAGGGUUCCUCAUCAUCAUCAACCCCCGUUUUAAUCAGAAAUGGGGGAUGAAUAUAUUCUGAUUUAAACAUUUUUUUUAAUUGCGAGGUAUUUGUGAUGAUUUUGUUGCUAUUCCGAAUCAUGAUGCUGAAUAAGUCAGCGUUAAGCGAGAACAAUUUAGAAUAAAUCUCAUUCAUUGUGCUUCCAAUUCUCACCCAACUUCGUUUUGAAAUAUUAAGGUUAAAUACGGCGGCAGUUUCGGGAUAACAGUAUUCCUCAAAAUUCCCUGAAACGAAGCCAUUUUCGAAAUGCAAGAAUAAUAAUCACUAGGAAAAAAUCAUACUUCUUACAGUUCAGCAUGAGUUAGAUUUCAGGCUCAGCAAAAUAACCUCGUUGUUUGCAAAUAGAUGAUGAUAACAAAGUCACAAAAUUCAUUAAAAAUGUUGAGCUAUGAAAAAUAUCACUAAUUUUUCUCGAGUAAUUUUGGAAUUCAAUUGCUGUUCAUCUCACAGUUAGCUUUCAGGAGACCUUGGGCCAAAACGAGAAGUCCUCAACAUACAAAAUUAGCAAGCAAUUUUUUUCCGGGAAUUUUAAACAUACCUGUAGUCUAAAUACUGAAGAUGAAGCUUCAAGAAUUAAUUUAAAUUGGAAUAGUUUAUGCUUCUUCUCUUUUCUUUUCAAAUACUACCGCUCUGAAUCAAUUUUUCAAUGCUAGUACAAAAAUACCUGGAGAUAUUUUGAUUUUAGUUUUAUAAAUAUUUUAAAAAUCUGGAAAGCUUUAUUUCGUGAAAUUGCACUUCAAAUUUUAAACUACCUCUGUGGCUCACCGAAGUGCAACCUGGAGCUUGGAGGAUUACAAAAUUUGCAUUGGAAUAAAUAUGCUUGAUCAUAAAAUAAAUCCAUGCCGUUUAUAUGAUCGCCAAUGCCUGCGAGAUUACGAGGUUAAUUUACCUUAUUUUUUCGGGGCAAUUUAAUAUCAGAUGAAUAUAUUUGACUAAAAAUUGAUGGUCUAAUAAAAAAUAAUCGUGUGUUGAGCAAUUGUCAAAUGCAAAUGAGUGUGGAACCCUUCUUCAAUAAGGCUGGGGAAAAUUAAUCGUGUUGCACAAAGCCUUUGUUCCCUGUCUACAGACACAUUUUGCCCUUUUGGUUUGUUUGGAAUGCUGACAUUAUCAUCAUUUGACAUGGCAUGAUUUAUUCGCGCAUCCGAACGGAAAGAAAAAUUGCGCAUCAAUUCAAGAGAAACGGUCUCCCUUCCAGAUUUGUUCUCAACGCGUAUUUGCUUUUUUUUUGUGUGCUCAGAAAGCAGUGGAAAUACUUUUGCAAUCGCAAUCGGAAGAAUUGUUACCCAAAGAAUCUUUUAACAUGAUUUGUUUUGUGCGCCAAAAAUUAGCGUCCCAAUUUUGGACGGAAAGGAUGGAGAGUGUUUGUUUGGAUAGGACGGAUUAUGCGAAAUGGAAAGGAAAUGGUCCUAAUUUUUUUCAGGUAGCUUAUUAUGCAAUUGUUGGUGCCACUGAGUUCGAUUCAGCGGAAUUCCAUUGAUGAUGGCUAUUGGAAAAUAUAUUGUCUGGUCGGACGAA